ACCUUCAUCUUCCAAAUGGUUAUCUACAUGGGCGUGGUGCUCUACGCACCCGCGCUGGCCCUCAACGCAGUGACGGGCUUUGACCUCUGGAGCGCGGUGCUGACCAUGGGGCUGGUCUGCACGCUCUACACUACGCUGGGUGGGCUGAAGGCCGUCAUCUGGACAGAUGUGUUCCAGACGCUGGUGAUGCUGGCGGGGCAGGUUGCCGUCAUCAUGGUGGGCGCAUGGCGGGUGGGGGGCAUGGCCCGUGUCUGGCGCGUGGCUGAGCAGGAGGGCAAGAUCUCCGGCAUUGACCUGGACCCCAACCCCCUGGAACGUCACACCUUCUGGUCGCUGGCCGUGGGUGGGAUCUUCAUGAUGCUCUCGCUGUACGGGGUGAACCAGGCACAGGUGCAGCGCUACCUCAGCGCCCGCAGCGAGCGGGAGGCCAAGCUGUCCUGCUAUGCCGUGUUCCCCUGCCAGCAGAUUGUGCUCUGCCUCAGCUGCCUCACCGGCCUCGUCAUGUUCGUCUAUGACCGGGAGCACCCGCUGGCACCCAGCCAACGCUACGCCUCCUCUGACCAGCUGGUGCUGUUCUUCGUCAUGGACGUGCUGCGGGACCUGCCGGGGCUGCCCGGGCUCUUUGUCGCCUGCCUCUUCAGCGGUGCCCUCAGCACCAUCUCCUCUGCCUUCAACUCACUGGCCACGGUGACCAUGGAGGACCUGGUGCGGCCGCACUUCCCCGGGCUGUCGGAGUCGCGGGCCACGCUGAUCUCCAAGCUGCUGGCUCUCGGUUAUGGGCUGCUGUGCCUGGGGAUGGCGUAUGUGUCCUCCCUGCUGGGACCUGUGCUGCAGGCGGCCAUCAGCAUCUUCGGCAUGGUGGGGGGUCCACUCCUGGGGCUCUUCUGCCUCGGCAUGUUCUUCCCCUGUGCCAACCCCACGGGAGCUGUCGUGGGGCUCCUGGCUGGACUGGUCAUGGCCUUCUGGAUAGGCAUUGGCAGCUUCCUGCACAGCACAGCGGGGGCCAAGGGGGUCUCCCCAGCCAACAGCACAGCACUGCCCACUGUGGGCAACCUCAGCACUGUCCUGGCUACCACCCUGCUGCCCCCCACAUCAGCACCCCCAAGGCCCACCGGGCUGCAGCGCUUCUACAGCCUGUCCUACAUGUGGUACAGUGCCCACAACUCCACCACUGUCAUCCUGGUGGGGGUCCUGGUCAGCCUGCUCACUGGCCCCACGCCGCCGGCGGCACUGGACCCCCGCACCAUCUCCCCCGUGCUGCCAUGGCUGCUCUGCUGCCUGCCCCCCAAAAUCCGGCAGUGGUUCUGCUGUGGGGGAGGCGACCCUGUCCAGGGCCCCAGCCAUGUGGACGCCAUGGAGAAGAACAACGGGGUGCCCAAUGGCCUGCUCCCCCCCGGCCCCGACCAGCAGGGGAAGGAGGAAGGACAGGGGUACAUCCGCAAUGCUGGUGCCCCCAUGUACACCGUGCAGGAAACCUCUUUCUGAUGCCCCCAGCAUGGGGGUCUUGGCCACACCCCUGCUCAGGGGGUGCAAACCCUGCUGGGGCAUCCACAGACAGCUGGGGAGUGCCAAAUGUCAGGCGGUUGGGUCUCUGUGGGGAGACUGGUGGGCUGCCCCUCCGGGGGCUCUGGGACCAUGGCCUGGGGAUGUUGGAGCGAUGCCCCCCUCUCCGGGCCAGGACAUCGUCCGGUACCCCCGGCCCAGCCACGUGCCUUACACACUGCUCCAGGGCUGGGGGCUGCCCGGACCCCUCAGGGUGCCGAGUGCUCCCCCAGCCCCUGUCACCUGUCUUUGUGUCUGGUGUCCCCCCAAUAAAUGUUUCUGGAGCACA
Molecule: messenger RNA, 1831 nt
Organism: Cyanistes caeruleus (blue tit)
Lineage: Eukaryota; Metazoa; Chordata; Aves; Passeriformes; Paridae
Source: RefSeq, a predicted model, not a curated record